CCAGCUCAAAUCGAUGAGGAUUGCUAGAAAUCAUCAACUCAAUCGUGGCCGUUGAUUCUUGGCCCCAUCUCUGCACUAGGGUUUUACUGGAAUCAACCAUCUCCAUUGCAUUUCUCUAAUUCUGACAUCUUAAUUGGGGCCCUACGAUCAAGAGAGAUUAUCAGAGCUGUUCGAUCAAGGGGAAUAUUAAAACGGCGACGUCGUUUUGAGGAAGCUAGGGCGCGAUCAGAUUGGGAAAGAAUUGGGGAUUUCUCACGCAUCUCCAGCUGCCCUAAUUGAUCAGACAGGAGGACAGGUGGAAGGACGAGGGAGCUCGACAGAAGCAGCAGAGUAUUGGCCGUCCUCUGCGUCUGGGUUUUUUGUGCAGAAUCAGUCCACCAAUGGCGAGCUUAGGGAGAGGACAGUGUCUCUCUUUUUUGUCAGGAUUUUAAAUGAAUUUUGUUGUUAUCUUUUGCUGCAAUUUAUGUAAAAGGGGAAGAACAUUGUAAACGAGGCAUUAUGUUGAAAUGAAUUAGCACUUUCUUUCUUCUCUCCUAUUUUCUUCUUCUUUUCCCAUCCCCCUGCUGCUUCUGAGUUUCCGUUUUCUGCAAAGUUUCACUGCAAACAUUACGUUUGGCCUCCGAGCCAUACGAUCUUUGGACCCAAACAAAACGAAACACACACACAAACACCACAACAUGGCUGAUGGAACCAGGUUGAAAGAGAUCCAAGAGGCUCAAAAGAAAACGAACAUAUUAUUAUUGAAUGAGAGGGCUAGGAGACAAGCAAGUGAGGAAGAGAUCCUUGGCCGUUUAGAUCAGGUUUUGGAGGUGCAAGAAGGACUCCUGGCCUCUGUGCUUAACAUAGAACACAGUUUGGUAACUCUCCAACAACAACUUCAAAGUGUUGUUGAAGAGCUCCAACAAUACAACAGGAAUAAAUCCAUCCUAGGGGAAGGUUUAACAGCUUCAGUGGAAAGAGGCUCUACUUCCAGAGCUGUUGUGCACAACUCCUUCAGGCAUGAAGGCAGUAAUGUUCCUAGGCAAGAUCAGCAACAUACAGGAGCCUACAUUGCCCUGAACAAGAUGGAGUUUCCUUACUUUGAUGGCGAAAACGCUAGAAGCUGGGUAAGGAGAUGCACUAGGUACUUCCAACUCAUCCCCAUUCCAGAAGACCAAAAAGUUCCUUUGGCAUCCAUAUAUAUGCAAGGAAAAGCUGAGGUAUGGUAUCAAGGUUACACUCAGAAGAAAGAAUUUAACUCCUGGGAUGAACUGGUUGCUGAUGUCCUUGGGAGAUUUGAAGACCUACACAGUGAAAGGGUCAUGGCAGACUUCAACAGACUCCUCCAUGAGACCACAGUGAAUGCAUACCUGGAGAAGUUUGAAGAACUCAAAGAUCAAAUGCUGAUCUUUAACAGAAACUUAGGGGAAGAGUUCUUUAUGUUAAAGUUUAUCAGUGGAUUAAAGGAAGAAGUAAAGUCCUUUGUAUCCAUUUUUAACCCCACAUCUCUUAACCAAGCUGUUAUACUCGCAAGGAAGCUGGAGCACACUGUGAAUGCAAUCUUGAAAAGAGCACAUCAACCUAGCAGAACCCUCCAGAGUAAAUUUCCUUUUAAACCCCUCAAUAGAAACCUCCCUCAGAAACCAAACUUUCAACCUGGGAGGUUCUUGACAGAAGCUGAAGUCAAGGCUAAGAAAGAAAAAAACCUGUGUUACAGGUGUGAUGAGCCCUAUGCACCAGGGCAUAGAUGCAAAUAUAGACAGGUUUAUAUGCUCUUAAGUGAUGCUGAGGCAAAGGACUUUGAUGAGAUUGCUCAAGGGGACUCAACAGUUGAAGAGGAAAGGGCUGAAGAGGACAUGGCAGUAUCCCUACAUGCCAUGAAAGAACACACCAAUAGUAAAACACUGAGGUUCAAUGGAUUGGUUGGGGAUAGGGAGAUUCUGAUCCUCAUAGAUAGCGGAAGCACUCAUUGCUUCAUCGAUGAGAAGGUUGUAGGGACCCUGGGCUGUGAAGUUGAAGGCAUCACUCCAAUGACAGUUGAAGUUGCUGAUGGCCGCAGGCUCACCAGCAAGGUUAUCUGUCCAAAAUUCUGCUGGGAAGUGCAAGGGCACAAAUUCUCUCACCCUGUCAGGUUGCUGAAACUGGGGAGCUAUGACCUGGUGCUUGGUUGUGAUUGGCUCAGCAAUCAUAACCCUGUAGAAUUGGAUUUUCAGCAGAUGAAAGUGACCCUCAACAGAGCAGGAAGCAAGGUGAUCUUGAAGGAAUCCGGGAAGCAGCCACCAAAGGAGCACAAGAGAAACAACCUUAAGAAGCUAACUUACGAGGAGAGGAAGGCCAAAUUGAUAGAGGUUAAAUGCUCUGAAUUCAGGAGCUGGAAAUGAUGAUGAGGACGAGGAGGAUGAUGAUGAGUGAGACAUCACGCUUUCUUCUCUUCCCAAUCUAACCUUUCUGUUAUCCAUUCUUAUCUUACCUUAUAAAAUUGCCAGUUGCAGUAUAACUUGGACUGUAUUUCUUUGCACGGAAGUUGUACCUAGGUGUUCCGGUUCUCUAGAUAUAGAGAUCAAGUUUUUGGCUCUUGAUCCUGCAUAUGUAUGAUUUUGUUGCAUUCUCUUGACGAAGCAGGUAUAUUAUAUGGGUUUACACUCGAUUUUUGUUCUUUAGAGCACUACACUUAAAAAUU
Messenger RNA from Sesamum indicum (sesame), 2659 nucleotides. RefSeq lists its product as uncharacterized. NCBI's taxonomy places the organism in Eukaryota, Viridiplantae, Streptophyta, Magnoliopsida, Lamiales, Pedaliaceae. The record is from RefSeq and is a predicted model, not a curated record.